Molecule: messenger RNA, 1518 nt
Organism: Hirsutella rhossiliensis
Lineage: Eukaryota; Fungi; Ascomycota; Sordariomycetes; Hypocreales; Ophiocordycipitaceae
Product: kinetochore protein CHL4 like domain-containing protein
Exons: 1
Coding region: 1-1518 (505 amino acids)
Biological process (GO): chromosome segregation; CENP-A containing chromatin assembly
Source: RefSeq, a predicted model, not a curated record
AUGGCUCGCCUGUCUGUUCCCACAAAGGCCAAACUUCCCUCUUCGCUCCGCGUCGAGUCCUCCAAUCCGGCCGUCAUCAAGAGCCUCGGCCGCCUCUCCCGCAGCUCUCUCAUCUCUCUUGCCCUCGACUGGCUUGACGAGAGCUCGCUGCCCAAUGCGGUGCCGUAUCUUGUACAAAGGCGAAACGACCAUGGCGAGCCUGACUCAGAUAAUGACGACCCCGACGAUCUCUACCCGCCGUGCCGCUCCCUCGAUGACCUGCGGGCGCUUUACACCGACAUGCAGACCCAAAAGGGCGCAAAACGCGACGUCGUCACCCGCAUACUAGAAGGAGACUGGCGUCACGGCUUGACCCUCUAUCAGCUCGCCAUGGUGGACUUCCAGCAUCUCGACCACCAUCCCACAUCUCAAAAAUGGACCGCCUAUGCCAUUCUGCCCUUGAAGCCCCCCUCCAAGGAUGCCAACGAGCAAGGGCUCAAGGCCGAUGAGAAGAGCCUGACGAUACCACGCUUUCACCCCUCAACCUUUCUCCAAAACUUUCAGCAGCAGCUUCUCCCCGACGUCAAGGCCCACUACCACUUCUACCGCCCAAAGCACUUCCCCGUCCUGCUGCUGCGCGUCUUCGUCAUAGACUCGCCCUACAACACAAACUUGGCGCUGACCGAUGCCGGGCCGGCCGCCAACUUCAGCUCCUCCCGCACUGUGUACCUGGCCUUCCCGGACGGCUCCCCGUCGCUCUACAUUACCAAGUCGCAGGCCACCGGUCCCGUGAGCCUUGGUGAAUCCAAGAGCCUUCGUAGCCUCAUCGUCAACGGGGUGCCCAAGGCGUUGUCACGACCGCGCGAGCGCUUCACCCUCAAGUCAACGAAUUUGAGCAGCAAAAACUUGGAUGCAUUGCUGGACAAGAGGGGCUCGGGCCGUGCUAACGCUGCCGGCGGGGGCUGGAGCAUCUACGCUGAUGAGAAAGCCCAAAAGUCACCCCUCGACCCUGUCCUCCCCGGCGCGCCAAUUGCCAAAAAAUCGUUAAAUGCCGAUCGUAGUCGAAAGAGACACGGAUCAUUGGCGACUGGUCCUCGCGAGGGAAAGCGGGCUAGACUCGUAGCCAAGGCUCGCUUCGGCGAUUCUGCAAUCGUUACAGAUGGAAAGGGUGUCGAGAAGGUUGAAAUAUUGGUGCAGGACCCUUUCCCUGCGUCCAAUGUGGCAGAGCCCCAAGGACUGGAUGACGCCGAUGAUGAGCAGCAGCCUCAGGAUCGGAGGCGAAGCAAGCUCGACGCUGCGCUUCGCCAGGCUCAGGCCGACGUAGAAGACAUCGAGGACGAAGCGGAUGCGUCUCGGUGGACGCCUGCAGUUAGGCUUUGCUUUCAAGGGUCGCACGUCUUCGCGGGCCUACGGCAGCUUGUCGAGGCUGGCAUUGUGGAUGGCGAACGGAUGCCUGGGUGGAUGACUGGAGAGGAGGGGGUCACCACCGGCGCGCUCAGGCAUGGCCGUAUACGAGGGCACAAAGGUUCAGGGUUAUGA